AUUUUGUUGUUAGAGCCUGGUGGGUCUUACAGAAAGUGGAAAUUCCUGAAUUCCUGUUACGCAAUUCAAGCAGACAAGCAGGAGAGAGAUGUAUAAAAAGGGAUCGGUGCCUGAGCUAUGAACAGAGCUUCCAAGACAGCUGAAUACAGCAUAACCAGAGAGGAAAAUAGCAAAUUCCAGUCUAGUACUACCAUGGAAACCAAGAAAACUGUUCUGGCAAUCCUGGCUCUCUGCCUAUUGUGUGCUGCAGUAACAGAAAGCAUCCCUGUGUCAAGGACCGGAGAACUCAGGUGUCAGUGUAUAACAACAGAAAGGAAGCCCAUCCAUCCCAAGCACAUAAAGAAUAUUGAAAUGAUCCCUAAAGGACCCCACUGCAAAAAUGUGGAAGUCAUUGCAACUUUGACAAGUGGGGAUGAUAUUUGCUUGGAGCCAACAGCCCCAUGGGUCAAGAGGAUCAUUGACAAAAUUCUAGCUAGCUCUAAGGCUCCUUUACCUGUUGCUGCUCUUUAAUUGGUGAAAUGUAUAAAUUCCAUCUACAGUGUUGUGUCAACAGUGAGUGGAAGAUGCUUGUGGUUUCUCAUAUUUGAGGACAAUUUAUUAAUCAGAUUACAACCUUCUCAAGCAAUCAAAGCUGCUGGGAGAGAACUCCGAUUAGUACUAUGUGGUUUGCAGAAGAGUCUGGCUAAAUGAUAUAUUUAUGUUUCCAGUUAAUAUGAAUAUUUGUGUAGGAAAUCAGAUACAAGAUUGAGUAUUGGUUACAUGAGUUUUAAGAAGUUCCACAACCUAAAGUAACAAUGCUGAAAAGUAGGAAACAUCUAAAUAUUUUUUGAGCCUGUUUUGAAGUUCAGAGAUGUGCUUUCAUGAAAAGCUUGUUCUAAUGAAUACCAUAAUCACAGAAUUGUGGGUUUUGCUGUUUAUUAACAAUUCAGGGUACAUGAGGCAAUAGUGUGACAAUUAACUAUAAAUUAAUGUUAAAUCUAUGAAAUAGCUUUAGUUUCCUGGAAGAAACUUGAAAUUGUAUUUAUACUGUUAUACUGUGUCUGAGCAAUAUGUAUUAUUGUCUGGAAUAUUUUAAGUUGUGAGAUUUAUUUAUUUACAGUAUUUAUUUCUAAAAUAUGUACAUUGAUAUUUGAUUAUUUAUAUUUUAAUUUUUGUGAAGUCAUUUCAA
This is a messenger RNA of Xenopus laevis (African clawed frog), 1168 nucleotides long. It is a transcript of the gene cxcl8a.S, whose product is annotated as chemokine (C-X-C motif) ligand 8 S homeolog. The record is from RefSeq and is a predicted model, not a curated record. Gene Ontology annotation, biological process: cell chemotaxis; defense response; chemotaxis. Gene Ontology annotation, molecular function: chemokine activity. Bases 118 to 510 code for a protein of 130 amino acids. Gene Ontology annotation, cellular component: extracellular region. Lineage: Eukaryota; Metazoa; Chordata; Amphibia; Anura; Pipidae. The transcript is spliced from 4 exons.